AAAGAACUAAAACAGGAGUGGGAGGAGAGGGAACUCAGGGACGAGAUGCAGCGCAAAGAUGACGUUAUUUCCUUUUUAUCCCAACCCGUCAUUAACGAUUUCACGUUCGGAUACCUCAUAAACCCCAACCACACGUGUGACAUCGGCAAAACGCAGCUCCUGUUUGUGAUCCCGUCCGCUCCGGAAAAUUUCGAAAACCGGGCGAUGGUCAGAAAAGGUGGCAAGGCCAGAUACGUCAAAGUGAAGGGCAACAAUGCCAAAAUGCUGUUCUUUCUGGGGAUGCCAGCCGCGAGCAGCAAUGAUUCGGAGAAAACGCAAACUCGCGUCCUUGAGGAGUCGGCGACACACGGGGACAUCGUCCAGCUGGAUUUCGAAGACGUGUACAGGAACAUCCUCCUGAAGGCGAUCUCCAUGCUUAGGUGGGCCAGCACGUUCUGCCGCCGGACGACCUACGUCAUUCGGACGGACGACGACGUGUGGAUCCGCGUGGCCAAGGUGCGUUCGGUUUUGGAGAGUACAAGCCGGAAGCACAAGGACUUCAUCCUCGGCGACAGAAAAGACGGGUGGGCACCGCACCGCGUUCGUGAAAGCAAAUAUUACGUAUCCGAGGCGGAUUAUCCACAAAGCACUUUUCCGCCCUUUGCCGUCGGGGGACUUCUGGGCUACCCGAUCAGCACGGUGUCGCUCCUGUACCAGGCUGCCGUCAGGCUAGAGCCGCUGUGGCUGGACGAUGUUUUCAUAACUGGGCUCUGUGCGCCGAAGGUCAACGUGCCUCUGGUCAGUGACCCGGAUUUUAAAUUCUGGCACAGAAUGUGGUGA
This is a messenger RNA of Lymnaea stagnalis (great pond snail), 819 nucleotides long. Lineage: Eukaryota; Metazoa; Mollusca; Gastropoda; Lymnaeidae. The record is from the annotation of a GenBank genome assembly.